Molecule: messenger RNA, 678 nt
Organism: Solanum stenotomum
Lineage: Eukaryota; Viridiplantae; Streptophyta; Magnoliopsida; Solanales; Solanaceae
Exons: 2
Coding region: 1-678 (225 amino acids)
Source: RefSeq, a predicted model, not a curated record
AUGAAAUCGCCGGCGAUGACAGGGCAAACAGGGUCAUCGACGGUGCACCGUCGACAACCGUUGUUACGAACAGAAACUACGACGCCGACAACGACGAUGAAUCACUGCGAAACUUUUCGUAAACGGAAAGGCGAAGUGGCCGGAAGAACGGCGGCGGAAUGCGCGACGGUGUGCUGUUGUCUUCCGUGUGCGAUGAUGCAUUUUCUCAUACUGGCGGUGUAUAAAGUUCCGACGGGAUUGUGCCGGAAAAUGUUGAGGAAAAAUAAACAGAAAAGGCUUUUGAAUAAUAGCAAUAAUAAGAAGAAUGAAUCCAAAUGCUGCCAAGUUACCGCUGCCGGCGACGGGAAAGAGUCGGAAAAUGUCAAUACCGUCGGCGGCAACGGCGGCGGAAAGCCAGCGUCGGCGGAAUCGGAAACGGAGAUGUGGGGUCGGUUUUAUGAAGGNAUGUUGAGGAAAAAUAAACAGAAAAGGCUUUUGAAUAAUAGCAAUAAUAAGAAGAAUGAAUCCAAAUGCUGCCAAGUUACCGCUGCCGGCGACGGGAAAGAGUCGGAAAAUGUCAAUGCCGUCGGCGGCAACGGCGGCGGAAAGCCAGCGUCGGCGGAAUCGGAAACGGAGAUGUGGGGUCGGUUUUAUGAAGGUGGAUUUUGGAGAAACUCAUCACAGAAAAAAGAAGAAUAA